UGCGGCAGGGCCCCAGGCCGGGCGGGCUGACGUGCGAGCUCCAGCCUCUUUGCCGUAUGGGGGUUUAUUUUGCUUUGGGCCACUCCAGCCGCUUCUGCCGCUGCCGCCGCCGCCAUUAGGCGAGCCUGGCUAGAUUCUAGGGUGGCGGGAUCCUCCUCCCUCGCCCGCCCCCUCCUCCUCCCCCCGCCCCGUCGGGGUGGUAGCGUCCUCCCAACUAACUACGUCCUUUCAGCCACCCAGGAAGAAACCAUGUCCUGAGCCGGGGGGAGGGGGCAAGCAGGAGGCCGCAGCCAGCGGUGCAGGGGUGGGUGGGAUGUGGGUGAGGGGUAUGGGCGGCAGCUGUUGAGGAGACGGCCGCGGGAUCGGGAGGCGGCACUGCAAGAAUCCGCAGGUGACUUAGACAUGUUUGAAGACAUUUGGUUUCACUAGGAUAAAUCCAGCUUUCUGCCUGAAACAACUUACUUCAAGGAGUGCAGGAUGACAGAACGCGGAAUAAAAUGGGCUUGUGAGUAUUGUACUUAUGAAAACUGGCCAUCUGCAAUCAAGUGUACCAUGUGCCGUGCUCAAAGACCUACUGGAACUAUUAUCACAGAAGAUCCAUUCAAAAGCGGUUCAAGUGAUGGUGGUCGAGACUGGGAUCCCACAAGUACCGAAGGCGGCAGUAGCCCUUUGAUAUGUCCGGAUUCCAGUGCAAGACCAAGAGUGAAGUCAUCUUACAGUAUGGAAAGUGCAAAUAAGUGGUCAUGCCACAUGUGCACAUACUUGAACUGGCCUCGUGCAAUAAGAUGCACUCAGUGCUUGUCUCAACGUAGGACCCGGAGCCCCACAGAAUCCCCUCAGUCUUCAGGGUCUGGUUCAAGACCAGCUCCUUUCUCUGUGGAUCCUUGUGAGGAGUACAAUGAUAGAAAUAAAUUGAAUAUGAGGACACAGCACUGGACUUGUUCUGUAUGUACAUAUGAAAACUGGGCUAAGGCCAGAAAAUGUGUAGUGUGCGAUCACCCAAGACCCAACAACAUUGAAGCAAUAGAGUUGGCAGAAACAGAAGAAGCUUCUUCAAUAAUUAAUGAACAAGACAGAACUCGAUGGAGGGGAAGCUGUAGUAGUGGUAAUAGCCAAAGAAGAUCACCCCCUACAACUAAACGGGAAUCCGAAGUGAAAAUGGACUUUCAGAGAAUUGAACUGGCUGGAGCUGUUGGCAGCAAAGAAGAACUUGAAGUUGAUUUCAAAAAACUAAAGCAAAUAAAAAACAGAAUGAAGAAGACUGACUGGCUCUUUCUCAAUGCUUGUGUUGGGGUUGUAGAAGGUGACUUAGCUGCUAUUGAAGCAUACAAGUCUUCGGGAGGAGAUAUUGCACGCCAGCUUACUGCAGAUGAAGUACGCUUACUAAAUCGCCCUUCUGCUUUUGAUGUUGGAUAUACGCUUGUUCAUCUUGCUAUACGUUUCCAAAGACAAGAUAUGUUGGCAAUUCUGCUUACAGAGGUAUCCCAACAUGCAGCUAAGUGCAUUCCAGCCAUGGUGUGCCCAGAGCUUACUGAACAAAUCCGGCGUGAAAUUGCUGCAUCAGUUCAUCAACGGAAGGGAGAUUUUGCUUGCUAUUUCCUAACUGACCUUGUAACAUUUACAUUACCUGCAGAUAUUGAAGACUUGCCACCAACAGUCCAAGAAAAACUAUUUGAUGAAGUACUUGAUAGGGAUGUACAGAAAGAACUAGAAGAGGAAUCACCCAUUAUAAACUGGUCACUGGAAUUGGGUACUCGCUUGGACAGUAGACUUUAUGCACUUUGGAAUCGGACUGCAGGGGAUUGUCUGCUUGAUUCAGUACUACAGGCUACCUGGGGCAUUUAUGACAAGGACUCGGUGCUACGUAAAGCUCUUCAUGACAGUUUACAUGACUGUUCUCAUUGGUUCUAUACCAGAUGGAAAGAGUGGGAGUCUUGGUAUUCCCAAAGCUUUGGUUUACACUUCUCACUCCGAGAGGAACAAUGGCAGGAAGACUGGGCAUUUAUACUCUCCCUUGCUAGUCAGCCUGGAGCAAGUUUGGAACAGACACACAUUUUUGUACUUGCACAUAUUCUUAGAAGACCAAUUAUAGUUUAUGGAGUAAAAUAUUAUAAAAGUUUCCGGGGAGAAACUUUAGGAUAUACCCGUUUUCAAGGUGUAUAUUUGCCUUUGUUAUGGGAACAGAGCUUUUGUUGGAAAAGCCCGAUUGCUCUGGGCUACACAAGGGGCCACUUCUCUGCUUUGGUUGCCAUGGAAAAUGACGGCUAUGGCAAUCGAGGUGCUGGUGCUAACUUGAACACUGAUGAUGAUGUUACUAUUACUUUUUUACCAUUGGUUGACAGUGAAAGGAAGUUGCUGCACAUUCACUUUCUGUCUGCUCAAGAGAUUGGGAAUGAGGAACAGCAAGAGAAGCUGCUCAGGGAGUGGCUGGACUGUUGCGUGACGGAGGGUGGAGUCCUAGUUGCUAUGCAGAAAAGCUCUCGCCGCCGCAACCAUCCCUUGGUAACGCAGAUGGUGGAGAAAUGGCUUGACCGUUAUAGACAAAUCCGCCCCUGUACAUCCCUUUCAGAUGGAGAGGAAGAUGAAGAUGAUGAUGAUGAGUGAUGAAAUGGAGAUCUCUGGAGGCAUACAAUGUGUGGUGACGACCCCAGUGUCUGGGGCCUGCACUAGCAAUUUGUUACAAAAUGACCCAAUUGUAGCAGGAAGCAUCCUGCAUAGGAUUUUUAAUCUGCCUAGGGAGAAUUCAGAGGUGUAUCCGAUGUGUGAAGACAGCUGUGUUGGUUGGACUACCAUUUGUAAAAAACAAAACAAAAAACCCUAAUUUUAUUACCAAGACAGAAAGCAUUUUUCUUUCCAGUUGUACAUCUGUCUAUAAAUGUACCGCAUGUGGUCAUAUAAGAAAGUUGUGUAAUAGGAAGUAUUACCAGCAUCUUAAAAUAAGUGAAGAAAUUUCUUUUGAAUAAGGGCACUUAAAAAGCACACAGUAGAUGGAUACCAUUCCUUUUGAGACUUACAGUAAACUUGGUUAUUCUGCAUCACUUUUUAAGCAUUCUGACACGCUUCCUUGAGAGACCAUUUUAUAUGAAAUCUUGCUAACCUUGCCCCAGUCAGAUCAUGUGGCUUUUUUUGUUGUUGAUGCCAUAUAUCCAGAGUAAGCCAGAAGUAUGAACAAGUUUAUUUUAUUAAGAUUUGAGAUACUGUUGUGCCCAUUAUAAUAAAUUAAAUUAAAUGUAAACGUGCGUUGGGAGAGACUAUGGAAAAGAUUAUAAAUUUUGAUUGAAUGAACCUUUGUUUUCUGUAAAGGCUUCUCUGCUGUUCAUUAAUAUUUUGUAUCAUUUAUUGGGAUAGUUCCCCUCCCCCUCCAAACUAUCUAAAAUGUCAAACUCUCUGGAACAGAGACUUCUACAUGCUAAACAGUUGUGUGGAAUUUGCUACAUUUAAACUGAACUGAGAAUUGCGUUUUGUCCAAACAUGGUCUUGCUGUGAGUUGUACAAUAGAAAUUACUAUUUUAUCAAGCAUUUCCCCCUGCAAGUUAAAAUAACCUCCACUGAGGAGCACUCCUUGGUCAUUAAAAUCGAGUGAGAAAGCACUUUUGGCAGUUUUCCUUAAAAGCCUUCAUUCUAAAGUUGUUUUAAAGUACUGUAUAUUAUCUUUUCUUGGUAUGUAAACUUUGGAAUAUUUUGCAUGUUGAUUGAUUGUGGCCACAUUUGAAUAUGUAAGUUUCCUGAAAGUAUAAGUUGAGAAUAUAUUCUCCAGUAGAAAAAUCUUUUUAUUAUACUUGAUAACUUUAGCCAUGCUAUCUUAAAUGGAUAUAGCCUAUCCAAAACCUCACUUUAAAACACUAAAGGUUGAAUAGUUUUGUAUGCAUAAAGCAGAUCUUGAUAAGCACUUUUUGAAGACGAAUGAUGGUGGAAAUGACAGGGAACCUUUUGCAAAAUAGAUUUCCUUGUUGAAUAAGAAUUUGGAAGGAAGCCCUACUCACAUAUUUUUACAUAGUUAAAAAAACAAAAACAAAAAACAACCCUGCAGAAUUUUAUCUCUUAAAAUGUGGCUUGGGUGGUGUUGAAGUAUAUUCUCUAAAAAUCUUGGUGACAAUUCUACACUGGAAUUUCUUCAAAGUACUAUAGAAGAAAUUCAUUCAUACAACUUUUUUCACCAUUGACACAGAAGCAUAAGUGUGUAUGUGUGUGUGUAUAUAAAUAUAUAUAUUUUUGGUCAUUAGUUCUCUCUUGGUGCAUGCAGAGAUUAUCAGGUAAAAGAAUGCAUGUUUACCCAUGAUGAGUCAGAUUUCCUAAGCAGUAGAAUAAUCGGAUUUCUUAAACAGGUUCUGCUUUAAUGUACAAUCCUAAUUUAAGUUUUUCUAAGUACAGUCAUAAGGUAAAGUUAAUACCUUGUUCCCUUACCCACCUGACAGUGAAAUCCCUGCUUUCCCAACCAGUGGAGUAACCUAGGUGAUCAUGCUUUAUGUGGGAGGAGGUAGUUACUUAAAGCAAUACAAGUUACAUCCCAAAUUGAGUCGUUAUACUAAGUUACCACUAAUAGCUGUUACUAGUGAGCUACAGCUUUACCUUAUUGGUAGUUUUGUUUCCUUUAAACCUAGUAGAUAACAUGGCUAAACCUCUAGCCACAUUUAUUCCACUACAGUAAAAUCGCCUAAGUUUUUUGGAGUCCAUUUGAAUGAGUGUUUGGUUGCCUUCAGGAUAAAAAUGUGUGAAUUUUUAUUGGCUCAUAGUCCACAUAGCUGUCAGGCAGCAACAUCCAAACAAUUUCUUGUAAUAUAGUCUCAGUAUAUUCCCCUGGUAAUCAGUGCAGGUUUGUGGUUUUUGGGGGAUUGUAACUCAAUGCCUACUUAAGUUGUAUUCUCAGUGCAUUCUUAAGUUGUGGCUGCAUUUUGAACAUUGAUUGCAAUAAUGCAUCGGCUGUUUAACCUGCUGUGUCCUUAAAAAAACAAACCAAGUUUUUUUUCAGUGAGGAGGGGAAGUGUCCUCUGCUGUAACUUUUUUUUUAAAGUUGCAAAAGGACAGUUUCAAGUGGUUUUGAGUUUUCUGUAGUAACUUGUGUUAGAACACUUAAUCAGUCCCUCUAUACUGCUACUCUGCCUUGGAGACUGUAGUGGUUACUUGUUUCCCCCUCCAGUUUGAAGUACACCAUAUUGUAUUUCUUUCUCUCUAUCUUCAGUGGUUUGCCUGCUUUGAUGGCAAAGCCUGUUGUCCUCUUCCCUUUAGAAAAGAACGAACACGUCAGUUGCUAAAAUGAAGAGUAGUGGUGUGGCACCAAUAUGGCUUUCCUUCUCUCUCCACUGCCACCGUUUUUGUAGCUCUUUAAUUAUAUCGUAUCUUUUGGAAGCUCUGCUCUACUUCAGUAGGCUCAUGCUCUCUCACUUACCUUGCAUUUUGUAUACUCCCUGUGAUAUACAUGCUCUGGUGACUUAUAUCCUAUUUAUCAUUCUAAAAGGACUUCCAGAGCUGAAAAGUGACUUAAGCCUCCUCCUAGGGAAAGCGUGGUUUGAGUUUUUAAGUUGAAGUUUUGCAGUUAUAGUACCUGGAAGUAAUAUGACAUUAAUUGCCUCUAAGCAGCCACAUUUUGUGCCAGAGGUUCCUGGUUCAUUCACUGGUGGUAGAAAAGCCUGCCUCAGAUGCAACUGUCCUGUUAAAGUGUUCCUUUUCAUCAACAUUAAUUAUGCCUAUCUGGAAUGCCACUGCCUGGUUUAAAAACAAAGUUCCAAAAAUAGCAGCUUCUAAAAAUAACUAAUGCCAGUGUAAAUGUUCUAUAACUUCACCUCCAUUUGUGUGGCUUCCUAAAUGUUCUCUGUAACUCACCAAUGUUCCUUCUCCUGGUUGCUCUAUACUGGUAUCUAUGGUAAGUUAUUCAUAAUUGCAGUGUUGGAUCAUUGACACAGCUAUGAAGUUUACUCCCUUGACAUGUUCAAAGCUGGUAAUGUGCUUUUCCAUUAAUUUAAAACAAAACAAAUACAAGUUUUGUAACAAUG
Molecule: messenger RNA, 5990 nt
Organism: Hemicordylus capensis (graceful crag lizard)
Lineage: Eukaryota; Metazoa; Chordata; Lepidosauria; Squamata; Cordylidae
Gene: ZRANB1
Product: zinc finger RANBP2-type containing 1
Exons: 11
Coding region: 478-2604 (708 amino acids)
Biological process (GO): protein K33-linked deubiquitination; protein K29-linked deubiquitination; cytoskeleton organization
Cellular component (GO): nucleus; cytoplasm
Molecular function (GO): K63-linked polyubiquitin modification-dependent protein binding; cysteine-type deubiquitinase activity
Source: RefSeq, a predicted model, not a curated record